Molecule: messenger RNA, 2235 nt
Organism: Bacillus rossius redtenbacheri
Lineage: Eukaryota; Metazoa; Arthropoda; Insecta; Phasmatodea; Bacillidae
Product: zinc finger protein 792-like
Exons: 9
Coding region: 90-2141 (683 amino acids)
Biological process (GO): regulation of DNA-templated transcription
Cellular component (GO): nucleus
Molecular function (GO): RNA polymerase II cis-regulatory region sequence-specific DNA binding; zinc ion binding; DNA-binding transcription factor activity, RNA polymerase II-specific
Source: RefSeq, a predicted model, not a curated record
UUUAACUUGGAAUGAAAUGUGUUUGUGUGUUUUGUAUUUUUGUGUAUCAACAUGAGUGUCAAAAUAAAGCUUAAAAGUGAAUAAUUGUUAUGUUAAAUAUGGGUAGUUUAAAAUUAUGUCGCCUUUGUGCUCUUGAAAGAGAAUGUUUCGUCAAAAUCUAUGAAGAUGAGGGGCAGAAGCUGAACCUAGCAACAAAAAUCACACAAUGUUUACAAAUAUGGCUGUAUCCAGAGGACCCGCUGCCCAAGUUGGUGUGCAUGGAUUGCUGCUCCAAGCUGAAUCACUACUUUGACUUCUUUGAGACGACGUCUCGGGCCCAACUGUCGCUGCAGGUGAUGUUCGACCGCAAGGCACCGGGGCAGGAGCCCAAGAAGGAGCUGGAGGGGGAGCAACCGGCCGCCCGCCCCGCCGAGUCCUCGCCCCGGCCGGCCAGGGCGCCGCCCGUCAUAGAAGCAGCUCCGGGUGAAGCGACGGGCCCUCCGGAAUUUCUGGAGUGUGUGCUGGCGGACAAGGAGGCAGCGGCCAAUCAGAACGGCGCGGACGGGUCGUCGCGCCGCAAGCGCCGGGUGCCGGUGAAGCGCAUGCAGCGGGCCGGAGCGCGGCGCCGGGAGCGCGCCAAGGCGGAGCGCAAGGGCAAGGAGCGCGAACGACGCGACAGGCAGGAGGAAGCAGAGCUGCAGCAGCAGGCGCUCCUCCAAGUCAAGGAGGAGGAGGUGAAGCAGGAGGGGCCGACGGGCGACGCGGAGGCGGACGCCAGCUUCCCGGACGACUGCGCGGAGGACCUGCUGGACGAGCUGGGCGACGCCUGGGACGACGGGCCGGGCCCCGAGGAGGAGGAGGCCAAGCCGGCCGGCAAGCCCAAGCCCGUACUGGAUGGCUACGUGUGGCAGUGCACCAACUGCCCCGGCGUGCUGCCCACGCUGCAGGAGCUGCGCGUCCACCACCACACGCAGCACAACCAGCCGCCCAACUUCAAGUGCGUGCAGUGCGCCAAGGUGUACACGCGCUACCGCAGCUUCGCCCGCCACGUCAAGCUGCACCGCAACCCCAAGAAGUUCAGGUGCGAGGAGUGCGGCAAGUGCUUCUCCCAGAAGACGGUGCUGCAGUCGCACAGCACGGUGCACACGGACGCGCGCCCGCACGUCUGCCCGCAGUGCGGCAAGGCCUUCAAGCAGUUCAGCUCGCUGUACCUGCACUCCAAGUGCCACCUGCCGGACCAGGCCAAGCCCAAGUUCCCCUGCGACAUCUGCAACAAGGACUUCGCGACGAAGCACACGUUGGAGACGCACCGCAAGAUCCACACGGGCGAGCGCAACUUCAUCUGCGACAUCUGCGGGAAGAGCUUCAUCGCCAAGGGCAGCCUGGACUACCACAUCCUGACGCACUCCGGCGAGAAGCCACACCACUGCCCCGUCUGCGGCAAGGGGUUCAAGACGGCGCGGCUGCUGGGCAAGCACGCCACGCUGCACACGGGCAUCAAGCCGCACCAGUGCGACGUGUGCGGCAAGCAGUUCCGGGAGCGCGGCGCGCUGCGCGAGCACAACCGCAUCCACACGGGUGCCAUGCCCUACACCUGCGAGUUCUGCGGCAAGAACUUCCGCUUCAAGGGCAUCCUCACCGUGCACAGACGGCAGCACACGGGCGAGCGGCCGUACGCCUGCACAGACUGCCGUCGGGAGUUCACCAACUGGGCCAACUACAACAAGCACAUGAAGCGACGCCACCGCGGGGACGCGGACGGCGCGGCGGGGGGGGCGCGCGCGGCCGCUCGGGCAGCGUACCAGCCGCCCGCCCCCGGCGCGGUGCUGCGCCAGCAGCUGGAGGCCAGCGUGUACCUGCAGCACCCGGGCGACGGGGGCGUGUACGCACCCCACCUCGCCCCCGGCCACGUGUCUGCCGCGGCCAAGGUGUUCCACGGCCCCCCGCCGCCGCCCAAGAUGGCCGUGUCGCUGGGCGCCGUGUACCAGGACAACGGCCAGGACUCGGAGCGCGCGGCGGGCCUGGUGGGGUCCUACCACGUGCCCCAGUACACGCCCUCCGGCCUGCCCAUGGGCAGCAUGGGCUACUACAUCCCGCCCAUCCAGCACUCGGACCAGGGCCCCAUGGACAUCCUCCCGCACCGCAUGGGCGCCAACCAAUAGCACACCUCCCCGCGUGUCGCGUUCGGCUCCUCCGCCUCACGCUCCUCGUGCGCAGCUUUCCCGUGAAGGCGAGAGAGCGUAUGAACACACGUAC